Molecule: messenger RNA, 752 nt
Organism: Polyodon spathula (Mississippi paddlefish)
Lineage: Eukaryota; Metazoa; Chordata; Actinopteri; Acipenseriformes; Polyodontidae
Product: NADH dehydrogenase [ubiquinone] 1 beta subcomplex subunit 5, mitochondrial-like
Exons: 6
Coding region: 20-610 (196 amino acids)
Source: RefSeq, a predicted model, not a curated record
UGCUUUGCCCUGAGCAGCCAUGGUGGGCAUGAGCGUCCUGCGGGCAGGGGUUGGUUUUGCAGCGAGAUUAAACCCAUUGAAACAGAUGUUUUCAAAUGGGAGGCUACUCACCAGGACCACCCCAAAGACGGAGAGUGCUGCAGUCCGGUAUGGCAGCCACGGAAAGCAAAUGUUUGUGUUUAAACCUUCAGACUACUAUGACAGAAGGUUCCUCCAUCUUUUGGUGGGCAUUUACUCCUUAUUCAUUCACUCAGUUAUGCUAACCGGGGACCCGUUACACAAAAGUCCUGCGAUUGCGAUGAGGUUGCUAGGACGCAGAGGUGAAGCAGAACUGGCUGAAAUCCCAGAAAACUAUGUCCCCGAGCACUGGGAGUACUACAAGCACCCCAUCACUAGGUGGAUUGCCCGGAAUCUCUAUGAUCCACCAGAAAAGAACUAUGAGAAAAUGAUGGCUCUCAUUGAGAUUGAAUCUGAAAAGGCAGAAAUGAGACGGACCCAGAUGGAUGUUCGAAAACUGAUGAGAGAAAAAGGAGACGGACCCUGGUAUCAUUAUGAAACAAUGGACAAGAGCUUAAUUGAUUACUCGCCCAAAUCUACACCAGAUAACUAAAUAACCUUGCUUACAGGUUCCCAAUGUACCAACCUAAGUGUGAGAUGUGUUGUCUGAAUAUUGUUCGCUAACCUGUCCAUAAACUAUCUAAUAAAUAUGUUUGUACAAUUGCUUACUGGCACAAAUAAAACCUGUGUUUGAA